GUAAAGUUUGCUCUCUUGAGGGAGUAAUAAUUCCUGUACUGUGCAAAGCAAGACGUCAACCGGUCAUACCGGUGACGAUUGCAUCCUCACCUGGCUUGCAGGAGGUGGACCUCCUCGCAGGCACAGCGUUGCAGAGAACAUUGCCAUGCACCAGUAAGAUAGCUAGUCACAUCUGCUUCUGUGCCUAUGGCACCUAAGAAGGUUGGCGCCGCCACAACGCGGCAGCCAGCUGCGCCCGAGCUCGUCGACGAUGACGUAGAAGCAUCAGACGAUGAGUUCGCGGGCAUCGGCGACGAGGAUUUGUCCGAUACGGACUUCGAUGGCCUGGUCGACGGCGAUGAUGGCAGCGAGGAGCUCGUAGACGAGACAGAUCAGGACGAUGGAGAUGAAGGGGAAGAUGACGAUGAUCAGAUGGACGAUGCUGCUCGUUUGAAGGCGGCCGCGCAGCGACAGCUCCCGGCUGGGCCGGGACCAAUGAGCGCCGCCACAGCCGCCGCGAAGUCUGGAGGCUUGGUCACGGACACGGCGCUGAUGAUGCACACAGACACCUCUGAUGCUGCGAUCUUACAGAUGGAGGCAAACGAGCUGUUGUUAGAAACAAGGGCCGCUUAUGGAAAGAACUCCGAUGUCGAAGUCGUCAUUUCGCGGCUGAAGGAUGCCCUAUUGUCCAUGUCGGAACACGAGGUGCCGAUGAGCAUUGCCAAGGGAUUUGUCGAGGCGCUAGGGCUGACAGCCGAGCCUGACCGUCAAGCCACCCACAUCCGUCACCGUGGUUGGGAGCUAUGCCGCCCGAGCUGUCGCACGUCCCGAAACCACCGUUGACAUUGCCGUACAGCUGCCGACCGACAUGUUUGUCCCCAAGGCGCACCUCAACUACCGCUACCAUGCUCGCCGUGCCGUCUACCUCAUGGCCAUUGCGCGGCACCUCCGAGACGUCAGCUACAGCCUGUUCGGCGAGCAACGGCUUGAAGCCCUCCACGGCGACCCAACUCGGCCGGUGCUGGUGCUACAGCCUCCCAAGGCGGGCGGCUACAGCCUGCGUAUCCUGCCCUCCAUCGCACCCGCCACCUUUGCCCUGCCGCGCCUUGCACCGGACCGAAACGGCGUCCGAACACACUGCAAGGCGGCGGCUGGGAAGGGUGCGGCGUCGUCAUCUUCGCUGCCUGCUGCGGAGGCUGCCGGGAAUGCGGAUCAAGAGCAGCAGCAGCAGCUGUUACCCACUCCGCACUACAAUGCGGGCAUCCUGGAGGACAUGUUGCUGCCGGUGCAUGCCGCCAGACUAAAGUCCGUGCUGGCGUCCUCGCCUCGCCUGUUGGACGGUCUGCUGCUGCUCAAGGUCUGGGCGCGGCAACAUGGCUUGCAUGCGCGCUCUGCUGCUGCCCCCGCCACCGCCAACAGCGCUGACGCGAGCACGAGCAGCUACGGCGGCGGCUGCCUGGACGGCUGCUUGCUGUCUAUGUUGGUACUGCUGCUGUCGGAGCGUAACAAGAUGGCCGGCUCCAUGUCGGUGCUGCAGGUGUUCCGAGCGGCGCUGCAGCUGCUGGCCGACUCGGGCGCAUGGAGCAAGGGGCUCGCACUGGGGCGAGUGGAGGGAGGCGCUGCAGGCAGCCUGCCAGCCGGCGUCACACCGCCUACCAUGCAAUGCUUCAAGGCUCACCACCAAGUCGUUUUCCUUGACUUCACCGGUUACCUCAACGUCGCCGCUCACAUGACCCGUGGGUCACUCGCGCACGUCCAGCUCCUCGCCCGUCGUACCCUAGACCUCCUCAUCGCUCCUGCGGACCCGGAUGAGGCCUUUGCUGCGGCGCUGCUGACGCCCCUGUCGAGCCCCGCCGCCGCAUUUGACUACCACUGGCGCGUCUCCCUGCCCUCGCCAUCCUCAUCCGGCUCCGGAGCCGCCUGGCCCGUUGUGAAAAAGAAGGACAACGGGGCGGAGGCUGCGACCGGCUCGGCAAAGGGUGCUGAGGAUGGGGAGGAGUUGGUUCGGCAGGCGAUGUGUCGGGAUCGCCCGUUAUGGAGGGAACAAGAAGUCCAAAUCGAGCAGCUCGUACGACAAGCCCUGACGGAUCGCGCCAAGGUCGUACGGGUCAUCCGUCGGCCGCUUUCCUCCUCCUGCGUCCCUGAAGACCUUGAGCAUGGCCUCAUACCCCUGGCCGGCUGCACCUCCGCAUCUCCUUCCUCCUUUUCCACCGCUGUCUCCUCUUCUUCCUGUGGCGUGUGGGUUGGGGCGGUGGUGGACCCCCUGGCUGCUUGUCGGCUGGUGGAUGUGGGCCCGGCGGCGGAUGAUGCACCCGCUGCGGCGAGGUUCAGACGCUUCUGGGGAGACAAGUCCGAGCUACGCAGAUGGCAAGACGGCAAGAUUACCGAGACGGCGGUCUGGGAAGUCGCCCCACACCUCCGCCACACCAUCCCUGACCUCAUCCUCCAACACACCGUCAUCCGCCACCUACCGUCCGGCUCCUCCCUCGCCGGCGCCGCCUCGGGUUGCCUGGACUGGGCACUUACCUGCCGGACAAGCCCCCCUGGCGCCGAUCUCACGGCCUCCCGAGCUGCGGAGGCGGCGGCUGAGAAGCUUGGAAAGCAGCUCAGAGCGUUGGAGGGACUGGCACUCAAGGUGAUUGGCGUGCAGCCGCUGUCGUCGGUGACCCGUGGGACGGCGCCGCUGCCACCGCAGCCGCAUCCCCUGGCGGGCGGCUCGGCCGCGGGUGCGGGUGCGGGCGAGGCCGGCGGCAGUGGAGGCAUUCCGAGGUGUUUGGAUCCGAUGGAGGUGCUGGUGACAUUGGAGAGCUCAGGUCGCUGGCCUGAUGACCCAGUCGCCUUCCGCAAGAUGAAGGCCGCUCUGGGGCUUCAGCUCGCCGCCUCCCUCGCCUCCUCGUACGGCCACCACGUCAGCGCCAGCGAGGAAGCUGUGGACGUGCUUCUGGACGGCUUUGCAUUCCGCCUGGUUCUCUACUCUGGACGAGACGAAGCCAUGCUGACCAAGGCCGCGGCGGCGGCGUCCGCUGCUGCCGGAGACGCUACGGCUGUGACUCCCGGUGGCGCCGGCGCCGGCGGCGUUGUUGGUUCGGGGCAGCUCAGUCCCGAGGAGAGCCCGCUGCUUCUGAGCUGGCACCACGGAUUGAUAGCGCUAGUGGGCGGUGCCAACGCGGCGUAUGCGCCUGCGGCUCGGCUGGCGGGUCGGUGGGUCGCUGCCCACAUGAUGUCCAACCACGUGACGCCUCAGGCGGUGGAGCUGCUGGUGGCUGCGGCGUUUGGCGGCGCGGGAGUGCCGGCCGGAGCGCCGCCUCCGGGGUCUCGUGUUACUGGCUUUCUUCGCUUCCUACAGCUGCUGGCCCGGUGGCCUUGGUCCCUGCGCCCGCUGGUGGUUGACCCGGCAGGGGAGCUGCGAGAGGCGGAGCGCAGGGACAUCCGCAAGCGCUUCGAGGCGCGUCGGGCCGCUGGAGAGGCGCCCGCGCUGUACAUCUGCACGCCUCGAGACCGGGAGUCGCGCCACUGGACUCAACGCGGCCCAAGCACAGCGGUGUUGCAACGACUUGCCGUCCUGGCAGCCCGCUCCUCCGCCCUUCUGCAGCUGCUCCUGCAGCCAACAGCCGUCGCAUCGGUUGCUCCCUCCCACGCUACACCUUCGGGCCUUCCUGCCGAGUGGCAAGGCGUCUUCUCAACUCCUGCUUCGGACUUUGACGCCUUCAUCCUUUUACGCAAGGAAGCCCUCCCGCACGCAGACCUAGCUAUGUCAGCACCACCUGCUUCAACGCAACGGCACGGCAGCAGCAAACCAUCCAAGGCGAGCACUCUACGAGAAGCCGCUGGUCCUGAGGCUGCUCUGUCCUCCCUGCUAUUACCGUCCGGCGGCGCUGUACGAGAUCUGCUCCAACCUGCCGUACCUGGUGGUCCGCCUGUCGCACUUGACGGCCCUGCGUCCGGGCCGGACGCGUUGUCGGACGUCUUGGAGGACGCAGGGCCCUCAGAGCCGCCUCCCAAGCGGGCUCGCGCCUUCCUGCGCUGCUUCCCAGACAAGGUGGUGGCGGCCAAGGGCGCGGCGAGGUUGCAACCGGAGCUGCUAGUGGGAUUCGACCCGGUGUCGCGGUUGCUGUCCGAACUGGCAGCAGGGUAUGGUCACCUGGCGACGUUUUGCGUCGACGCACUGGGCGGGCGGUUGGUUGGGGUGCGAUGGGCGCCGGAUGCUUUUUUGCCACAGCCUCUGCGGCUUAACACGGCGCAUACCGCGCUGCCGUUGGUGCUCACGGCAGCUGGGGAAGAGGAGGGUGCCAAGGGUGGCGCUGCAGCAGGAGGAUUGUGCGUGCCAAACGUGUUUGCUGUGUUGCGGGAGGUGAAGGAGCUGGGGCUGGGGUUGGUGGAGGACGUUGUGUUGCCGCCCUCGAGUGCCAAGGCGCGAGCGGCGUGGUGAGGCGUCGUGUUCUCGUGACGGG
This is a messenger RNA of Astrephomene gubernaculifera, 4430 nucleotides long. The record is from the annotation of a GenBank genome assembly. Lineage: Eukaryota; Viridiplantae; Chlorophyta; Chlorophyceae; Chlamydomonadales; Astrephomenaceae.